UAUUAAUUGGUUUCUGAGUUGUGAGGAACUCUCCUGGUUGGUUUCAUCCAUUGCCAAAUUGCACAGAUUGAAUGGAUCUUCUAUCUACGUUACCGGAGGAGUGUUUAUCGGAGAUUCUGCAGCGAACUUCGCCUGCGGAUGCCUCAAGAUUCGCUACGGUCUCAAAAGGCUCUAAAUCCGCCGCUGAUUCCGACGCUGUUUGGGUCAGAUUUCUGCCGGAGGAUUUGCCGGAAAUUAUAUCAAGAUCUGUAUCUCCGGUGGUCUACGCCAACAACAAAGAGCUCUACUUCAGCCUUUGCAACUCUCCUAUUCUUCUCGACGCCGGAAAAUUGAGCUUUAGUGUGAAACUAAGGAAUGGGAAGAAAUGCUAUAUGGUUGGAGCAAGAGAGCUGGUAAUUAUCUGGUGUCGCGACAUCCCACAAUACUGGAAGCUGACAUCCCAUCCGGAUUCAAGAUUUUCAGAGGUUGCUCUGUUGAAAGUUGUUUGCUGGCUUGAAAUCAGAGGCACUAUAAACACACGGAUGCUAUCCUCCGACACCGUCUACGGAUGUUAUCUUGUCUUCAAGCUAGGCCGGAAUCCUUACGGACUCCAAUCAGCAAAUGCAUUUGUGAGGUUCACGAAUGAUGAAGUCGAUGGUGAUGAUGAGAGGGCAGCUAUUCUCGGUCACUUUGCGCGGGAGAAUGAUCGCGACCGCCACAGCCGGACUGGAGAGGCGCCGGUGAGGAUAGGGGACGGAUUGACGGAGAUUGCUAAGGUGCACCUGCAACGCCCCGAUGGAUUUGAGCAGAUUGGAAGGGUAUCUGUGGGGAGAGGUGAUGGGUGGAUGGAGGUGGAGUUGGGAAGCUUCUAUAACGAUCGAGGCGACGACGGCGUGGUGGAGACGAUGCUGUUGGGGAGGGAAGGCUAUCAAGGGAAGUCGGGUCUCAUCGUUCAGGGCAUUGAGUUUAGGCCCAAGUCAUGAUGCUUUAGUAUUCUUAACUAAUGCUUGAUUGCCUUGUGUAAUAAUAGUAGGACACUUGGUUUCAUGGAUUUGAGGUAAGUGGCGUAGGGCUAGGUGCUUAAUCCCCUAAUAAAUACUCCCUCUACCCAUCAAUAAUUUCUACUUGGCCUUGAGUAUUUUGUUAUAUUAGUCCAUCUACUAAUAAAUGUCUUAUUUAUUUUUUUA
Molecule: messenger RNA, 1166 nt
Organism: Salvia hispanica
Lineage: Eukaryota; Viridiplantae; Streptophyta; Magnoliopsida; Lamiales; Lamiaceae
Source: RefSeq, a predicted model, not a curated record